AUGAGCAACUUGUACCCCUGGGGAAGCGGAGAAUACCCGUCGAACGUUUCGUCGGACGAGAACGCUGGUGAUCAUGACAACAUCCACGAACUGCGUCAGAAUGGGGCCUAUCAAGCAAACCCCUCAGUGUCGGAAGUGGACCAGCGCAAUGGCCAAGAAUACCUAGAGAAUCAAACUCAUCAACACUCAGACCCUGUAGUGGAUCGGGAACACCAACAGACGGAUCGAUACGAUCAUGCACCGCAUUCUCCGUCGAAUUAUAGUCCACAACUCGGGUCCAGCUUAAGCAACACUGCCGUUUUUGACAACCCACUCCAACAGGGAGCCCAAUGCGUCAACCACGGUACACAUUGCCACUGCCAUGGGCAGUGGUCUUGUCCAGACAACCUUCCCGAGGUCAUUCCUACCUUUGCUAGCGACUCUGGCGAUGUCGCGUUCGGCCACCCAUGGAGCUAUAGCGAACAGCGUCAUGAUGGCGUACGACCAUUCAUGCCGAGCCCAAAUCUCGAUGGAUAUUACACACAGCAGUCUCAUCAGCAUGAUAGCCUGGGGGACAACCUAGAUGCCGAUUGGGUUGGGGAUUUUGGUCUAGACACCGAUCUGAAUCUAGAUAACGUUCAUGGCAUGGACUUUGAUGCUCAUUCCAUGCCCGGAGGACAGGUUGAAUACAAAGAAGACGGUCCGUGGUCCCCGGAAAAGCAGCUCAGUGACCAGUUCGGACUCACAGCCGCGCAAUUGAGCCUACCGAAGGACAUGGUUGGAGCAUCUGAGACGAGCCAUGCCAGCCAAAACAGUGACUGUAUCUCAAACUCGGCUUCUUCAAAUACAGGCUCGACCGGUGGUGCUGAGGACUUUACCUGGGGAGGGGCUAGUGUAGCGACUCUGCGCCCUGAUUGUAACCAACCUGGCAGUUUGUUAGAUCGUGCAAGCUUCGCGUCCAACCUGCUCGACAAUAAUCGCCAAGGGCAAAGGCAUGGCUCUUUCAUGCAGCCUACGAACUCAGCAUUCGGACAACAGGGCGUUCUGAUGCAACCACUUCCAGAUCGAACCGCGGUGCAAGAAGGUUCUCGUAAGACCUCAUACCACUUCAACAGCCAUCUUCAUGUUCCCGUAGCUGAGUCGCAUAGCUCCAGACCGUCUUCCCCCGCGGCCUCCACAACAUCGGAUGUGCUUGGCUGUCCUGACUGCCCUGCAAAGUUUUCAGGCAUCUACCGUCAAGGCAAUUACGGGCGACACAAGAGACAGAAACAUCGUGGCCCACCAGUCCUGUUUAGUUGCGCGAAUAGCGGCUGCGACAAGACUUUCCAGAGGGCCGAUGCUAGGGUCAAGCACUACCGACGCCACCACCCAGAACUCCUCCAGGGUUGCCACUGA
Alternaria burnsii is the source of this 1374-nucleotide messenger RNA. RefSeq lists its product as uncharacterized. The transcript has 3 exons. Lineage: Eukaryota; Fungi; Ascomycota; Dothideomycetes; Pleosporales; Pleosporaceae. The record is from RefSeq and is a predicted model, not a curated record. Bases 1 to 1374 code for a protein of 457 amino acids.